Messenger RNA from Oldenlandia corymbosa var. corymbosa, 2064 nucleotides. The record is from the annotation of a GenBank genome assembly. Lineage: Eukaryota; Viridiplantae; Streptophyta; Magnoliopsida; Gentianales; Rubiaceae.
UAAAAUAAAAAAAAAAAAGAAAAGGGAAAGACAUACAGUACGUACUCAAUUAUUAUUGUUGGUAUGCAUACAGUUGAAGAAUGUGCUCCAAUAAGUCCAAUCUCAAAAACAGAAUAAUGUAGUAAUGAAACCAGUCCAAGCAGUUGCAGACAAUUUUUUGGCCCCUGAAAUGAAACCAAUCAAUCAAAUCAAACCAAUCAAUCAGAGCGUUCGAUGAAAUUGAACCAUAACCGGAGGGUAUAUAUCUCAUCUUCUUCCCAUCCACUCUUCCAUUAAUUCAGCAUCAAGCUUUUUCAAUUAGGCUUUUAGAGCGCUGAAGGUUUCUUUUGAAGCAUUGUUAUCAAACACCUUCUACAUAGUCUUAAUUCAUAUUGUCUCAAUUCAAUCAUUUUGUUCUUCAAGUAACUCUUUCCUCAUCUCCUUAUCUCUAUUCAAUUAUUUAGACUGUUUACACUUUUUUUUUUUUUUCUCUUGGCAUCAAAAUCACUCAAGUUUCAAAAAUUCAUACUAGCUUAUUUCAUGGAUACUUCAGCUAAUUCAUGGUUUUCAGGACUGGGAAUAUUGGAGAUGGAGGAUGAUACAUAUUGCAGUGAUCAAUAUGAUGUAAUGGAUUUCUUGGAUGAGCAAUACUUGUCAUCAUCACCCAACUUUGGAGAAGAAUUCCUUCAAAACUCAAAUCAAUCUCCUGAAAGCAACUCAUCUUGUAUUUCCACCAUCAACAUUACUAAUCCAACACCACAAACAACAACAACAACAACAGCCCAUUUGGCCUCAACCUUAUCUUCAACAAAUCACAUUGACCAAAAUCUUCUUCCAUUGGUUCCUAAUAUUUAUUCAGUAGUAAUGGAAACUCCACCAGAAGAACCAGUUGUUGUUGUUGAGAGGCCAGCUAAGCAGCUCAAGCGGGCUAAUAAUACUAAAACUCCCAUUAUUCUUACUUUUGGAAAUCCAGUCUGUGUGCCAGAAAUCAUCAAUCCUUCAAAAACCUUAAAAUCCCAUGAUCGCAAUCCACAGCAGGAUGAUGAUGCAUUGUCUGAAGUUCUGAUGACAUCCAACCGUUCAUUCACAAGCCUUGAAGAAGCUAGUAAAAGUACUGCUGUUGUUGCUCAACCGAAAACAGCGAAAAAUAGAAAACGUGUAAGGCCGGAAUCACAAACUUAUGACCACAUCAUAGCGGAAAGAAAGCGAAGGGAGCAGCUCAGUCAACGGUUUAUGGCUCUUUCCGCCAUUGUUCCCGGCCUCAAGAAGAUGGAUAAAACAUCAGUUCUUGGAGAUACGAUCACAUACUUAAAGCAUCUGAAAGAGAGAGUAAGCAUGCUGGAAGAACAAGCCACAAAGCAAACGGUGGAGUCUGUGGUUCUUGUGAAGAAAUCACAGCUCAUGGUUGAAGAUCAAGUAAAUGAGGUGGGAAAUGAGCCAAAUGGCAGAAACAGCAACAUUAAAGAGCAGCAGCAACCACUUCUUCCUGAAAUUGAAGCUAAAGUUAGUGAUAAGAAAGUUCUUCUGAGGGUCCACUGUGAAAACCACAAAGGGGUGCUUGUGAAAUUGAUUUCGGAGGUAGAAAAGCUUAAUCUUGCAAUUACCAACACCAGCGUUGCAGUGUUUGGAAGCUUUGCUCUUGACAUUACCAUUAUUGCUGAGGUAAUUAAAGCACUUAAAAAUUGUUUGUUCAUUUUCAGUCAUUUUAGAUCAAAGGGGUAUUAAACGACUGAAUCAAUCAUAUAUGUUGAUCAAGUGUGUACUUUGUUGUCAAUUAUGUUCUUAAUUUUCGCAGAUGGAACAAGAAUUCAACACAACAACGAAAGAGCUCGUAAGAAGCCUUCAAUCAGCUCUUCAUCGAGUAGGACUACUGGAUAUGUAAAAAAAUAAAAAAAUCAAAAAUCAAAGUGAGGAAAAUAUAUCUUUGGUAAUUAGUGUUGUAUUGACCUCACUUUCAUAUUUCAGCCUUUUCUUACUCAGAUGUGUACAUGAAAUAAUUGUAUUUCUAGCGCAACUUGGUACAAAUUCGUGAUCCCAUUUUUGGUAAAUCAAUCUUAAUCAUCAGUGUUUAAAAUUACUGUCCCA